This is a messenger RNA of Chenopodium quinoa (quinoa), 3178 nucleotides long. RefSeq names its product receptor-like protein kinase HSL1. Gene Ontology annotation, molecular function: receptor serine/threonine kinase binding; ATP binding; protein kinase activity. The record is from RefSeq and is a predicted model, not a curated record. Bases 22 to 2874 code for a protein of 950 amino acids. NCBI's taxonomy places the organism in Eukaryota, Viridiplantae, Streptophyta, Magnoliopsida, Caryophyllales, Amaranthaceae. The transcript is spliced from 2 exons. Gene Ontology annotation, biological process: protein phosphorylation.
CUACUCAAAACCACAUAAAAAAUGUCAAAAAUACACCUUCCUUGCCCCAAAUUCUUCCUUUUGUUAGCUCUCCUUACCUUUCUACCCUUUUUGAUUAUUUCACAACCUUCCCUCUCAGAACAAGAAAUCCUAUUGCAAAUCAAGCACCAAUGGAGCAAUCAACCACCAAUGAGUUCAUGGAAUUCCACCACCCCCUUUUGUCAAUGGCCUGGAAUCAACUGCACUGGUGGUGUAACAGUCACCGGAAUUUCACUCAAUAGCCAAAACGUUGAAGGCGAAAUCCCAUCAUCCAUUUGUGAUCUCAAGAAUCUCACCCUACUUGAUCUUGGAAACAAUAAUAUCAUAGGUAACUUUCCUACAUUUCUAUACAAUUGUACCAUGCUCCAAAAAUUAGACCUUUCCCAAAACUACUUUGUUGGGAAAUUACCAGAUGACAUAAAUAAACUUCCGCCUACUCUUCAAUACCUUAUCAUUAGCGGUAACAACUUUACUGGUGAUAUCCCACCUUCAUUAGCUCAACUUAAAGGGUUGAUCAACUUGUAUCUAGAUUCCAACUUAUUUAACGGCACGUUCCCAUCCGAGUUGGGACAUUUGAUAAAUCUUGAGGAAUUGGUGUUAGCUUACAACCCUUUUGCCCGGAACAACUUGCCCAAAGAAUUCGGGAAGCUUAUGAAUCUGAAGUUCCUUUGGAUGACUGAAUGCAAUUUGAUUGGUGAAAUCCCAAAAGAAUUUACCAAUCUAACUAGCCUUGUGCAUUUAGACUUGGUUGGAAAUAACUUGGAGGGCGAAAUUCCAAGUGGGUUAUUCUUGCUCAAGAGCUUGAAAAAAUUAUAUCUGUACAAGAAUAGGCUAUUUGGGGGAAUGCCUACCUCAAUUGAAGCCUUGAACUUGGUGGAAUUGGACGUCUCACAAAACAAUUUGACAGGUAUAAUCCCAGACGAUAUUGGAAAGCUGAGAAAAUUAGAGAUUUUGAAUUUGUUUCAAAACCAAUUCCAUGGAAUAAUUCCACCAAGUAUAGGUCAGCUUCCUUCUUUGAAAAGGCUUGGUUUGUUUAUGAACCAGUUUAGAGGUUCACUUCCCUCAGAAUUGGGCCUACACUCAAAACUCGAAAGCUUCGAGGUGUCAGACAAUGCAUUUAUCGGUCAACUGCCGGAGAAUCUUGGCUACAAUGGGGAUUUGUCGAGUAUUGUGGCAUUCAACAACAACCUUAAUGGGACAAUCUCGACUUCUCAAUUGACAGCAAAUCUUAUUUGGCUCGACAUAAGCAAUAACAAAUUUUCAGGUCCUAUUCCAUCUAGUAUUGCCAAAUGUGAAAAUCUUCUUGUGUUCAAGGCAAGCAACAACCAAUUAUGGGGCAAAAUUCCAAUGGAGUUGACUGCUCUCUCAUCUCUUUAUAGUCUUCGACUCGAUGGAAAUCAAUUAUCAGGUGAGCUGCCAUCGAGCCUAAGUUCAUGGGAGUCACUGGCUAUUCUAAACAUUUCAAAGAAUAACCUUUCUGGUCCUCUCCCAGCAGCCUUAGGUUCUAUACCUCACCUUCAAAUUUUGGACUUGUCCCAAAAUAAGCUAUCAGGCCAAAUUCCAUAUAAAUUAACACAGCAAAUAUCACUGCAAAACCUUAUCACACUUAAUCUCUCAUCCAAUAACCUCAAAGGGAAAAUCCCUCGUGAGUUCGACAAUAAGGCAUUUAAUCUCAGUUUCUUGAACAAUGCUAAUUUGUGUUCAGAUAAACAAAUUUCACGUCUUCCUCCAUGUUUUACCUCUCAUCACCGAUAUCUUGUUGAGAUUCUAGUUCCUGGAGCAAUCAUUUUCCUAAUAUUUCUGUGUUUCACUUUCUUCAAGAUAAACAUGGGGAGACAUGAAACGCAUGGUAGUGAGCAACAAGCAUGGGAACUUAAACCAUUUCACCGAAUAGAAUUCACAGAAGCGGUGAUUGUGUCUAGCCUGACAAACAAUAACUUGAUAGGUACUGGGGGGUCAGGAAAGGUAUACAUGGCCCCUGUAAAUGAUUUAGGCAACAAAGUGGCUGUCAAGAGAAUUUGGAAUGGUAGAAAACUAGAAGACGCUCUUGAAAAGCAAUUUCUAACAGAAGUUGAGUUUUUGGGCACAUUAAGGCAUGCUAAUAUAGUGAAGUUGUUGUGUUGUGUCUCAAGUGCGCAAGAAAAGCUUCUUGUAUAUGAAUAUAUGGAGAAUCAGAGUCUUGAUAAGUGGCUUCACAAGAGACGAAGAGCAAAUGAACCAUCAUCAAUGAACUCAGAGGCAUCAAGAAGCAAUCUGGAACUGUAUAUUGUUUUGGAUUGGCCAACGCGUUUGAAGAUUGCAGUUGGAGCUGCAAAUGGGCUAUGUUAUUUGCAUCAUGCCUGCUGUCCUGUCAUCAUUCACAGAGAUGUGAAAUCAAGCAAUAUUUUGUUAGACUCUGAGUUCAACGCCAAGAUAGCAGAUUUUGGACUAGCUAAGGUGACAAUCAAGGCCAAAGGACCUCACACUGCAUCUGCUAUUGCAGGCUCUUUUGGUUACAUAGCCCCAGAAUAUUGGCGUACAAAAAGGCUAGACGAAAAGAUUGAUGUCUACAGCUUUGGAGUUGUGCUUCUUGAGCUAACCACAGGAAAACAUCCCUGCAAGGGAAACGAUCAUUUGAACCUGGCAGACUGGUCAUGGAAGCAUUGUUGUGAGGAACAUCCCAUAACUGAUGCUUUAGAUGAGGAAAUCAAGGAACCAAGAUUCAUAGAACAGAUGGUGAAUGUGUUUAAGCUAGGUGUCAUGUGCACAAGCCAAACGCCUAAUUCAAGACCAACUAUGAAGCAAGUUGUUCAGCUCCUUAUUAAAUGGAGCCACGAUGAAGACCAUGAUCAGACACAAACGACUAAUGAGGCAUGAGUAUGUUGAAACUCGAAACCCUCCCCUGAUGUAGAAAGAAUUACUUGCAACUCAGCUCAAGGGCACACAAUUAAAGGAGAUUUGAGGUGAGUUGCAAGUAAAAUGAAACAGAGGAUGUAUGUCUUAGCUCUAGGAUCUACAACCAACUUCACCUACUAUAAGGAAAACCCUCUCUGAGUGAUGUAAAGGGGGGAAAUAUAAUUGGUCGUUAUUCAGCAGUCACUCCUAUGUACAUAUAUUAUCUCUAUAUGUAACACUUCCCAGCAUCAGAAGGGAAUUAUAUAACUUUUGAGAUGUAAAAUCA